Drosophila kikkawai is the source of this 1058-nucleotide messenger RNA. RefSeq names its product serine protease 1-like. The record is from RefSeq and is a predicted model, not a curated record. NCBI's taxonomy places the organism in Eukaryota, Metazoa, Arthropoda, Insecta, Diptera, Drosophilidae. Gene Ontology annotation, molecular function: serine-type endopeptidase activity. Gene Ontology annotation, biological process: proteolysis.
GUGUCAAAAUCCCCCCCUGAGAUGCUAAUUCAACAACAAAUGCUUCCAAAGGGGCUUGUGAAUGGGUGCGAUAGUAAACAGAGCGAAGCCUUAUCAGGCCUUAUCGGCUCAGAGUUCGUAUAAAAGCGGGCUGGCGAUGGACAGAAGGCUAAGUUUCUUCCCAGCCAUGAAACUGUUCCUGCUAACUCUCUCCGUCGCCUGUGCCUUGGUGGCCGCCACUCCGGCCAACCGCACCUCCCUGCUACCCCAGGUAACCAUCUCCGAGACUCCGGAGGGUCGCAUUGUCCUGGGCUACCCCGCUCCCGAGGGCAAGGCUCCCUACAUCGUCGGUCUGCUGAUCCGCACUGAUGGAAGCAACGGCGCUGCCGUCGGAGCUGGCACCAUCAUCGCCAACAACUGGGUGCUGACCGCCGCUCACUGCCUGACCACCGACUCCGUGGACAUCCACUACGGCUCCAACUGGGGCUGGAACGGAGCCUUCUCCCACAACGUGCGCCGCGACAACUUCAUCAGCCACCCCGACUGGCCCAGCCAGGCCGGCAAAGAUAUCGGUCUGAUCCGCACUCCCCACGUGGACUUCAACAACCUGGUCAACAAGAUUCCCCUGCCCAGCUUCAGCGAGGAGAACGAGCGCUUCCAGGACACCUGGUGCGUCGCUUGCGGAUGGGGUGGCAUGGACAACGGGGACCUGGCCGACUGGCUGCAGUGCAUCGAUGUCCAGAUCAUCAGCAACAGCGAGUGUGAGAGCGCCUACGGCUCGGUUUCCGGAAAUGACAUGUGCACCCGCCAGAGUGACGGCCGUUCGGUCUGUGGUGGAGACUCUGGUGGCCCCCUGGUUACACACGACAAUGCCCGUCUCGUCGGCGUGAUCACCUUCGCUUCCGUUGGCUGCCACAACGGUCCCUCCGGCUAUACCCGCGUCACUGACUACCUGGGAUGGAUUCGCGACCAUACCGGAAUUUCCUACUAAAUUCUUGGGGAAUAGGUCUUGGCUAUGAGGAGUUAUCCCUCUGCAAAGUCUUGGCUUCUCCAGCAAAUAAAAUCAUUCGAAAACUGCA